Molecule: messenger RNA, 4899 nt
Organism: Scomber scombrus (Atlantic mackerel)
Lineage: Eukaryota; Metazoa; Chordata; Actinopteri; Scombriformes; Scombridae
Gene: gli3
Product: GLI family zinc finger 3
Exons: 14
Coding region: 1-4899 (1632 amino acids)
Biological process (GO): regulation of transcription by RNA polymerase II; smoothened signaling pathway
Cellular component (GO): nucleus
Molecular function (GO): DNA-binding transcription factor activity, RNA polymerase II-specific; RNA polymerase II cis-regulatory region sequence-specific DNA binding
Source: RefSeq, a predicted model, not a curated record
AUGGAAACCCACUCCCAGGCCAGUUCAGCAGCUGAGAAGAAGAAGAGGGUGGAGACCAUUGUGGCGACCAAAGGCUCAUCAGCACGCAAUGACAUCAGUGAGAAGGCAGUGGCCUCCAGCACCACCUCAAACGAAGAUGAGAGUUCAGGCACGCCUUACCACCGCGAGAGGCGCAAUGCUAUCAGCUCCCAGGCCCCGACGUCCGGUGCCCACGACAGGAACGUGAAUGAGGAGCCCUCAACCUCCACAGAGGACCGCCCCUCCCUGCUCAAGAAGGAGCUGCACAGUUCCCUGCCCCACCUGGCUGAGCAUGCCCUCCCAUACAGAGGCACUCUCUUCACCAUGGACCCCCGCAAUGGCUACCUAGACUCACACUAUGCCGCACCGCAGUUCUUCCCCACCUUCCAUCCUCCUGUGCCAAUCGACGACAGACAUACCCAGGGACGUUACAUCUACGAGCCUUCUCCUGUGCCCCCUCUUCACGUGCCUCCAGGGUUGGCGGGCAGUCCAGCUUUCUCCGACAUCUCCCUCAUCCGGAUCUCGCCCCAGCGGAACCCCUCUGUGGGGGCGGAGUCGCCCUUUCACCCCUCGCACCCCUACAUCAACCCAUACAUGGACUACAUCCGUUCGCUUCACAGCAGCCCCUCCAUCUCCGUUCUGUCAGCCACCCGGGGCCUCAGCCCUGCAGAUGCCCCUCACACAGGUCUGACCACAGCUGAGUACUACCACCAAAUGGCUCUGCUGGCAGGCCACCGGAGCCCUUACACGGCCGACCUGCUCCCCUCUGUGGCGUCCACGGCCGGCGCUACCAGUGCCAGCGCUCUGCACAUGGAGUACCUGCAGGCGAUGGAAAACUCUCGUUUCCCAAGCCCGAGGCUGCCAUCACGGCCCAGCAGGAAGCGCCCCCUGCCCAUCUCGCCCCUCUCUGAGCACAGCUUUGACUUGCAGACCAUGAUCCGCAACUCGCCCAAUUCUCUCGUCACCAUGCUCAACAACUCUCGCUCCAGCUCGUCCACCAGCGGCUCCUACGGUCACCUCUCUGCAGGAGCCAUCAGCCCAGCGUUAAGCUUCGCCUAUCCUCCGACCCCGGUGGCUUUGCACGUGCAUCAGCAGCUCAUUGGCCGCCAACCAGGCAUUGUGGGCUCUGCCUUUGGCCACAGUCCGCCAUUGAUCCACCCGACGCCGGCCUUCGCCACCCAGAGGCCCGUACCUGGCAUCCCCCCCUCUGGGCUCAGCGCCAGCGAGCGUUCGGCCGUCUCCAACGACUCCUCACAGAUCAAACCAACAAGUGAAUCUGCAGUGAGCAGCACAGGAGACCCGAUGCACCACAAACGCUCCAAAAUGAAACCAGAGGAAGAGUUGCCGAGCCCAGGAGCAGUGAGCGUACAGGAUCAUCCUGACGGCAUGACGAUGGUGAAGGAGGAAGGAGACAAGGAUGAGAGCAAACAGGAGCCGGAGGUGGUUUACGAGACAAACUGCCACUGGGAGAACUGUUGCCGCGAAUUUGACACGCAGGAGCAGCUAGUGCAACACAUCAACAAUGACCACAUUCACGGGGAGAAGAAGGAGUUCGUAUGUCGGUGGGAGGAAUGCUCAAGAGAGCAGAAGCCCUUUAAGGCACAGUAUAUGCUGGUGGUCCACAUGCGCAGGCAUACUGGGGAAAAACCACACAAGUGCACAUUUGAAGGCUGUGCCAAAGCCUACUCCCGUCUGGAAAAUCUUAAGACUCACUUGCGAUCCCACACAGGAGAGAAACCUUAUGUGUGUGAACAUGAAGGCUGCAACAAGGCCUUUUCCAACGCGUCAGACCGAGCGAAACAUCAGAAUCGCACACACUCAAAUGAGAAACCGUACGUGUGCAAAAUCCCAGGCUGCACCAAACGUUACACGGACCCCAGCUCCUUACGCAAACACGUUAAGACGGUGCAUGGGCCCGAGGCGCACGUCACCAAGAAACAGCGUGGAGAUUACCCACGCCCUCCUCCCCAGCCUCGGGAGCCUGGAGCCAACAGUCAGGGCCGAUCUCCAGGCCAACUGCCCCUCGGUGGGUAUACGGACCAAAGGGAGUACAACCACGCUACCUCAAAACAGGAUGAAUGUCUGCAGGUGAAGUCCAUCAAGACAGAGAAACCCAUGACGUCUCAGCCAAGCCCUGGCGGUCAGUCUACAUGCAGCAGUGACCAGUCCCCCAUCAGCACCUAUCCCAGCAGUGGAGUCCAGCUUGCUGUGAGCGCCGGACGCUCGCCAGGGGAGGGGCUGGAGGAGGACGAUGAGAAAGAGGAAAUCGAAGAGGAGGCAGAGGAGGAGUGUGAGGGUGAGCCAGCCCCCAUAAUGGACUCCACAGUCUCCACGGCAACUGCAGCCAUGCUGACCCUGCAGGCGAGGCGAUGUGUUGGCCGCCCCAUGCGCUGGAUGGAGCACAUCAAGAUGGAGAGGCUGAAGCAGGUGAAUGGAGCGCUGCCCAGGCUGGGGCCCCUGUCCCCAACACCGCCCCCCAAAGUGUCCACACUACCCAACAUCCUGGGGAAGGGAUCCUGUCUAGGCAGGCAAUGGGGGGUGUCUGCUCCUCAGCCACCUGCUCAUGCUGAGCUGGGUAGCACAGAGCUAACAGUGCUCAACUUGCUCCUAGACCGGCGUGACAGCAGCGGUAGCGCCACCAGCUCAGCCUACCUGAGCAGCAGCCGGCGCUCCUCAGGCAUCUCCCCCUGCUUCUCCAGCCGACGCUCCAGCCAGACUUCCCAGAGUGAGGGUAUGGCAGCCCACCACCGCCGCCUCCACAACCUAAGUUCCACCGACUCAUACGACCCCAUCUCCACUGACGCCUCCCGCCGGUCCAGUGAGGCUAGCCAGUAUGGAGGUGGGACAGGAGGAUGGAGUGGAGUGAUACCCCCCGGUGGGAGCUGUGGAGGUGUAGGAAUAAGCAUAGGAGGAGGAGGGGUGACACGGGGGAUGCUCAGUUUAACCCCAGCACAGCAUUACCACCUGAAAGCCAAGUAUGCAGCAGCAACUGGUGGCCCACCACCCACGCCUCUACCCAACAUGGAGCGCAUGAGCUCGAAAACUCACAUGGGCAUGAUGGAUGACGGUGGCAGUAACCACUCACUGCCACCUCUAGUCAGGCCACACCGCUGCAGUGAAGGCACCAACGGGUACACCAAUGGGUAUAUGGGACAUGCAGGUUACAGGAGGAGGGUCCUCUAUCCUGGCGAGGGACCACUGAAUGGGAACCGGAGGGCCAGUGACCCAGUGCGGACGCAGGCUCCUGACAAUUGCAGUCUGCCCCCAGUGCAACGCUUCAACAGUCUUAACAACCUCCACCCUCUUCCACCUCUGUCUCAUCAUUCUACACCUGAAAUUCGCAACUUUAGCCUACAGAACUACACUCGCUCCGAGGGCAACCUGCAGAGAGGCCUACAGCACUCACCGCACACUCCCAGCAUCGCAGAACACGCAGCCUUAGAAGCUCUGGCUAUGGAGGAUGAUGGGGAGGCGAGCCUGUUGCUUGGGGAUGAGGACAUGCUACCAGAUGACCUGGUACAAUAUCUCCACUCACAGGUCCAGACAGAUGGCGGCUCCUAUAUGCACAUUGAGGACCAAAUAGUUUCUAGCCAAAGGGAUACCUCCCAUCCAUCUAUGGAGGUGAAUGAGCAGACUUCAGGGCUAAACUUGGCCUUCCGUGGGUCCCACAACCUCCAGCAGCAGCAGAUACUGGCAAGGAAGAGUCCUAGUAAGCUUCCCAUCCAGUGGAAUGAAGUGAGCUCCGGGAGUGCUGACAGAUCUCCACAGAGGGAACAGAACCACCAAACACAAUGUGGAAGGUGGUCAGGUACAGAACAUGGACCCACAUCUGAACCUUUUGGCAGGUUUGGAAACAUGGUGGUUCAGCAGCAAGUGCCCCUUGAUUUUCAGAACAGUUGUGCUCAAGCUAACCAGUCUCAAAAUGCUUGCAGUGUCAACGCUGCAGUGAAGCUAGAGACAUCACCAAACUCCUGCGCAGAGAUGAGAGUAUCUGGUCACAACUCUAUAAACACCUUCGGCAGGUCUCAAUUCUCCCAAAUAAUUGAUGGGCCUCUUCCGCAGGGCUUCAAACAGCAGGGCUCCAGUGGACCUCAAAAACAGAGCCACUUUCAGCAGAACCACAACAGUAGCACCUCCUGCCAGGUUGGGAACAACCUAAUCCUAAGUAGGACCGCCAUGGAAAACCUCCCCAGCCUCUCCCAGGGAACUGGUCUUCAUCACAAUCGACAAGUCCAUGUCCCUCGCCCACCAAUCAGCGGUUACAGGAACUUGGUCAGGACCCAGCAAUAUCAUAAUCCAGAGAGCUGCAAUGGAAUCCAGGCUAGUCUCAAUCAGCAGCAACAACAGCAGAGGAAUGGGAACCACUGUUCCCUUGCACAUCAGGUAUCUGGGCUGAAACUGGAGGCCCCAGACCAUGGAUACUUAGAGCAUGGCUUCAGUGAUCGCAUUCCCUUUGAGUCAGGAGAUCCCAAGGCCUCCUCGUUCUCCGUCCUGGAAGACCAGUGCUUGCUAGACUCCAUGGCUGCAUCUGUGGGACAAGAUAGUGGCAGCGGGGACCCUGUUGCGCUUCUCUCUCCUGGUUCAGACCAGGUGACCAGCACAGUGGAUGGCACUGUGGCCGGUGUAUUGGACGAUGGGGUAAGUCUGGACUUUGGUGCCAUGCUGGAGGAUGGCUAUGACCAGGGUAGCCUGGUCUCAGGGGUGUUGAGUCCCUCGAUCUUCCAGGGUCUGUCCAGGACCUCAUCACGGCUGACAACCCCUCGAGCAUCUGCGAACUUCCAUAGUGUGGCCCCUGGCCUAAACAACAUGGCUAUUGGAGACAUGAGCUCUCUCCUCACCACCCUUGCUGAGGAGAGCAAGUUCCUGGCUAUCAUGCAGUAG